AUGGCAGGCAAUCAGGCCCUUAGCACCAACGCCGGGGUCGGCCAGCAGGCUGACCUGGCAAUCACCCGCCGCGGUUCUGACUGGUACUUCACCGUCUGCGCCAUCAUGGGUUUCUCGUCCCUCAUCUUCCUCGGCAUGUCCUUCACGAAGCGCGAAACGCACCGCCUCUUCCACUACAUCACGUCCCUGAUCACCUUCGUUGCCUGCAUAGCCUACUUCUCCAUGGGUGCCGGCCUUGGACAGACGCCGAUCCAGGUCGAAUUCCCACGUCCGAACAGCAGCGCCGUCUCCGCCGCCGGAACCCGCGAGAUGUUCUACGUCCGAUACAUUGACUGGUUCGUCACGACUCCCUUGUUGCUCCUCGACCUGCUCCUCACGGCGGGCUUGCCCUGGCCGUCCAUCCUCAUCGCUAUUCUCGCGGACGAGAUCAUGAUCGUCACGGGCCUUGUCGGCGCUCUCACCAGCACGCGCUACAAGUGGGGAUACUGGGUAUUCGGCAUGUUUGCCCUCUUGUACGUCGCCUACGCGCUCGUCAUUGACGGCCGCCGCCACGCCUCUGCCCUGGGCGGAUCCAUCAAGCGCACCUACAUCAACUGCGGCGUCCUCACCAUCUUCCUCUGGUUCCUGUACCCCAUUGCCUGGGGCCUGUGCGAGGGCGGCAACGUUAUUCACCCUGACUCUGAAGCCAUCUUCUACGGCAUCCUCGACAUCUUUGCCAAGCCUGUGUUUGGUUUCUUGCUUCUCUGGGGCCACCGAAACAUUGACCCCUCCGCGAUCGGUCUGCACAUUCGUGAGCCUGGCGCGAGCAAGCUUCACAAUCCUACUAGUGAGCACGGCGGACACCAUGGACACCUUGGUCCCGAUGGUGCGUACAACGCUGCGCACAAUGGUGCUCAGAAUGGUACGGGAUAUGCCAAUGGCCAUUCCAACGGAAACGCCAACCGCGUCUAA
Molecule: messenger RNA, 951 nt
Organism: Colletotrichum truncatum
Lineage: Eukaryota; Fungi; Ascomycota; Sordariomycetes; Glomerellales; Glomerellaceae
Product: Protein FDD123-like protein 2
Biological process (GO): monoatomic ion transport
Cellular component (GO): plasma membrane; endoplasmic reticulum
Molecular function (GO): monoatomic ion channel activity
Source: RefSeq, a predicted model, not a curated record